Rhipicephalus sanguineus (brown dog tick) is the source of this 1090-nucleotide messenger RNA. RefSeq names its product lipase lipl-1. NCBI's taxonomy places the organism in Eukaryota, Metazoa, Arthropoda, Arachnida, Ixodida, Ixodidae. The record is from RefSeq and is a predicted model, not a curated record. Bases 440 to 1015 code for a protein of 191 amino acids. The transcript is spliced from 7 exons.
GAGGCGCACGUUGCGAGAACGCUUGACGUCUCUACAUGUACUUGUUUACCGUGUAUGCUGGACAUUAGGGUUAGUACGGAUGUCCGCGAAGCACUCUGUGUGCGGGCGUUGUUCGCGAAUUUUGCCAGAAAACGGGCCAACGAGUUCAGUGACAGAGAUGCAAUAGCGUCUAAGGAUAUUGUUAUUUACUGGCGAAAAGGACAAAUCGCCAGUCAACGUUCGGAUUUGCAGCCGUUUGUAACGGAGAAGUAAGUAAAUAUGCUGAAAGGAUUACUUUUCGCUCCUUUCCCUCUGGUUCGCCUCCGCGUCGCUGGGACACAGCAUAUUCUCCAAGACAAAGGUUGUCGAGGACAGCGACAAAAAUGUCUCGCAGUUAAUAACAUCCCUCGGUUAUCCCGUGCAAGAGUUCACUGUGACGACCAAAGACUCGUACGACAUCAUGAUACAAAGGAUACCUCAUGGACGCAUACGAAUACCCGCACCGUGGCACAGAAAACCCGUGGCCUUCCUGAUGACCGCACUUGCGUGCAGCAGCGCAGACUUCGUCGUAAACAUGCCUGAUCAGAGCCUGGCCUUCAUCCUAGCAGACCACGGCUUCGACGUGUGGUUGGGCAACGUGAGAGGCAACUUCUAUUCAAAACACGUCCGCCUCAAAAAGCGGCAGAGAAAGUUCUGGGAUUUCAGCUUCGACGAAAUGAUCAAGUAUGAUCUGCCGUCACAAAUAGACACGAUCCUGCACGAGACGAAGCAGAAUUCGCUUCUCUACGUCGGAUGGUCUCAAGGCUCUCUGAUCAUGUUCGGCUUGCUGGCGGCACAGCCGCGCUACAACCAGAAGGUUCGCCUUUUCAACGCAAUGGGGCCUGUAGCCUUCCUGGGCCACAUAAAGUCUAACAUCAAGCAUGCGGUUCCCUUCUGUAGGGGGGUUCUUGUCGAGAGUUUAUCAGGGGACAUUGAACGGCGCUUUCAUGGAGAGGACCAUAGUGUUCACCAACAAAUUGGCGAAGAAAGUUUGUAAGAGCCAUUGGCAGGGCUUAACUUGCAAAUCAUCUUUCAAGCUCUUCAAUGGAGGGUACCCCAUAGAAAUGAAUAU